AUGUCGGCCGCUAUGGAUAGAGCCUUAAUGGCUCUCUCUUUGGAAGAGGAGGACGAACCGUUUGAAAUGCCAGAUCUACCAGGUUUCUGUUCCAAUAAGAAGAACGAGCUGAGCCUGGAACACGACCUGUUGGAUGUACUUGAGAAAGGGUUCCAUACCUUCAACGAAUGGGCGUUGGCUAUUGAAAGAUGGGUGGAAGAUCCGCCAGACGACUACUUGCAAUACAUUCCUCUUUGGAUUCGAAUAAGCAACAUACCCAUGAACUACUAUACGGAGGAAGCCAUAAUGGCGCUUGGGGAUCUGGUAGGGGAAGUAAAAGAAAUCAUCUUUGAUCCGUCGAAACCCCAGACUCAACCGUAUGAAAGGGUUCAGGUGAAGUUCAAUGUUGCGAACCCUCUAAGGAUGUCGAAGAUAGUCAAGAUAAAAGGAGGAAAGUCGGUAACUAUACAUUUCAACUACGAGCGGAUUCAGAAGCGCUGCUUCACUUGCCAGAGGCUGAAUCACGAGCAGAGUAUUUGUCCCUUGGUGGUGAAAAGGAGGAAGGAGGAAGCUUUGGCAAGACGUCAUAAGAUCUCUAAGGAACUGGAGUUGAAAAAGAUGGUCUUAGAGGAGGAUGAUCCACUUUUUGGAGUGCUGAAAGAAGAUCAGGUGGGAAUUAACUCGGCCACGGAAAGACCGAAAAUAGCAAAAGAGGUCUUGGAUGAGAUGAGGCAAUAUUUGUUAAUGGCCACAGAUGAAGACAGACUGAUUAGAGAAGAGAGAGUAAAGUCUUAUGUGGCUGCGGUAGAAAAAGACCAUGUUUUACAACGUACGGUCCUUCGUUUGGAACCACCCCCGAUUCGAUCUCAAGAUUUUAACAAAGGCAAAGGAAUAGUGUUUACCUAUGAGGCAAACAACAAAAAACCGUCUGGAAGAGAUCAGUCAGAGAAGCUGAUGGCUUCAGCAAUUAGAGCGGGAACGGCGGGGAGGUGGAAUGCCAGCACCAUCUCCAGUGCAGAAAGUGAUGGAGCAAACUUCUAUGGUGACUUUAUUGGCUCUUCUGAUAGCUCAACGGUCUUUAGCACUGGUUUUUCGGAACCAUGUACUUCAGCUGGGGCUAAAAAGAAAACCUAUCAACGUAGGAGGCCUCCGAAAUCAAGAAGAAAACCGAGACUCUUAACUGCUGUUGAUAAGCAGGAAGGUGUUCUAUGGGAUAAAUCAGCUGAUAAGAGAGUGGAAGGGUGCAAGAAGAGAAAGGUAGAGUCUGAAGUUGGGGAGCUUCUAGUCUCGGCGAAGUCUAAAACCCCAAAGGUGAUCCCAAGGGAGGGAUCGCCCACUCUUUAA
Messenger RNA from Brassica napus (rape), 1323 nucleotides. RefSeq lists its product as uncharacterized. The transcript has 2 exons. Lineage: Eukaryota; Viridiplantae; Streptophyta; Magnoliopsida; Brassicales; Brassicaceae. The record is from RefSeq and is a predicted model, not a curated record. The coding region runs from base 1 to 1323 and encodes 440 amino acids.